This is a messenger RNA of Rhinopithecus roxellana (golden snub-nosed monkey), 2081 nucleotides long. RefSeq names its product pyruvate kinase L/R (gene PKLR). Lineage: Eukaryota; Metazoa; Chordata; Mammalia; Primates; Cercopithecidae. The record is from RefSeq and is a predicted model, not a curated record. Gene Ontology annotation, cellular component: cytoplasm. Gene Ontology annotation, molecular function: potassium ion binding; magnesium ion binding; pyruvate kinase activity. The coding region runs from base 37 to 1761 and encodes 574 amino acids. Gene Ontology annotation, biological process: cellular response to insulin stimulus; glycolytic process. The transcript is spliced from 11 exons.
UCCACGGCCCCGCAGCCCCAGGCCCACACGGAAAGCAUGUCGAUCCAGGAGAACAUACCAUCCCUGCAGCGCUGGUCAUGGGUCUCUAAGUCCCAAAGAGACUUAGCCAAGUCCAUCCUGAUUGGAGCUCCAGGAGGGCCAGCGGGGUAUCUUCGGCGGGCUAGUGUGGCCCAACUGACCCAGGAGCUGGGCACUGCCUUCUUCCAGCAGCAGCAGCUGCCAGCUGCUAUGGCAGACACCUUCCUGGAACACCUCUGCCUACUGGACAUUGACUCCGAGCCCGUGGCUGCUCGCAGUACCAGCAUCAUCGCCACCAUCGGGCCGGCAUCUCGCUCCGUGGAGCGCCUCAAGGAGAUGAUCAAGGCCGGGAUGAACAUUGCGCGACUCAAUUUCUCCCACGGCUCCCACGAGUACCACGCUGAGUCCAUCGCCAACGUCCGGGAGGCGGUGGAGAGCUUUGCAGCUUCCCCGCUCGGCUACCGGCCCGUGGCCAUCGCCCUGGACACCAAGGGACCGGAGAUCCGCACUGGGAUCCUGCAGGGGGGUCCGGAGUCGGAAGUGGAGCUGGUGAAGGGCUCCCAGGUGCUGGUGACUGUGGACCCCGCGUUUCGGACGCGGGGGAACGCGAACACCGUGUGGGUGGACUACCCCAAUGUUGUCGGGGUCGUGCCGGUGGGGGGCCGCAUCUACAUUGACGACGGGCUCAUCUCCCUAGUGGUCCAGAAAAUCGGCCCAGAGGGACUGGUGACCCAAGUGGAGAACGGUGGUGUCCUGGGCAGCCAUAAAGGCGUGAACUUGCCGGGGGCCCAGGUGGACUUGCCCGGGCUGUCCGAGCAGGACGUCCGGGACCUGCGCUUCGGGGUGGAGCAUGGAGUGGACAUCGUGUUUGCCUCCUUUGUGCGGAAAGCCAGCGACGUGGCUGCUGUCAGGGCUGCUCUGGGGCCAGAAGGACAGGGCAUCAAGAUCAUCAGCAAAAUUGAGAACCACGAAGGCGUGAAGAGGUUUGAUGAAAUCCUGGAGGUGAGCGAUGGCAUCAUGGUGGCACGGGGGGACCUAGGCAUCGAGAUUCCAGCAGAGAAGGUUUUUCUGGCUCAGAAGAUGAUGAUUGGGCGCUGCAACUUGGCGGGCAAGCCUGUUGUCUGUGCCACACAGAUGCUGGAGAGCAUGAUUACCAAGCCCCGGCCAACGAGGGCAGAGACAAGUGAUGUGGCCAAUGCUGUGCUAGAUGGGGCCGACUGCAUCAUGCUGUCAGGGGAGACUGCCAAAGGCAACUUCCCUGUGGAAGCCGUGAAGAUGCAGCAUGCGAUUGCCCGGGAGGCAGAGGCUGCAGUGUACCACCGGCAGCUGUUUGAGGAGCUACGUCGGGCAGCACCACUGAGCCGUGAUCCCACUGAGGUCACCGCCAUUGGCGCCGUGGAGGCUGCCUUCAAGUGCUGUGCUGCUGCCAUCAUCGUACUGACCACAACUGGCCGCUCAGCCCAGCUUCUGUCUCGGUACCGACCUCGGGCAGCAGUCAUUGCUGUCACCCGCUCUGCCCAAGCUGCCCGCCAGGUCCACUUAUGCCGAGGCGUCUUCCCCUUGCUUUACCGUGAACCUCCAGAAGCCAUCUGGGCAGAUGACGUAGAUCGCCGGGUGCAAUUUGGCAUUGAAAGUGGAAAGCUCCGUGGCUUCCUCCGUGUUGGAGACCUGGUGAUUGUGGUGACAGGCUGGCGACCUGGCUCCGGCUACACCAACAUCAUGCGGGUGCUGAGCAUAUCCUGAGACGCCCCUCCCUCCUCUGGCCCAGCCUACCCCUGUAUCCCAUCCCUUCCUCCCCAGUCUACGUCCUCCAGCCCACACCCCUCCAAAGCCCCACCUUUAAGUCCUCUCUUCUCUAUUCCUGAACCUCCCUACCUGAGGCCUGUCUGAGACGGUAUCUGCCAUCUAGCCCCAUUCAAGGUUGCCCCUUCCCCGUCUCCAUUUCACACAGGUCCUGAAAGUCUGUGUCCAGUUAUGCACUGGCCACCUGACAGCACCAACUGUACAUUCCCUGCAUCCAAUCCACUCAGCAGGCCCUAAGAUGCCUUGAGCCUUUAAUCCCA